Molecule: messenger RNA, 9002 nt
Organism: Serinus canaria (Common canary)
Lineage: Eukaryota; Metazoa; Chordata; Aves; Passeriformes; Fringillidae
Gene: TLE1
Product: TLE family member 1, transcriptional corepressor
Exons: 20
Coding region: 121-2463 (780 amino acids)
Biological process (GO): negative regulation of canonical Wnt signaling pathway; regulation of DNA-templated transcription
Cellular component (GO): nucleus; transcription regulator complex
Molecular function (GO): protein binding; transcription corepressor activity
Source: RefSeq, a predicted model, not a curated record
AGGCCGUCGGCGGGUGUCGCCGCUCCUGUCCCCUUGGCGCACCGGGUGUGAAGCCGGGGCAGGGCGGGGAGUCUCGCCGUGGGAGCCACGCUGCGAGGGAGACCAGCCGCGGUCGGAGCCAUGUUCCCCCAGAGCCGGCACCCCACUCCGCACCAGGCUGCGGGCCAGCCUUUCAAAUUCACCAUCCCGGAGUCGCUGGACCGCAUCAAAGAAGAGUUCCAGUUCCUCCAGGCGCAGUACCACAGCCUUAAAUUGGAAUGUGAGAAACUGGCAAGCGAAAAGACGGAAAUGCAGAGGCAUUAUGUGAUGUACUAUGAAAUGUCGUAUGGAUUAAACAUUGAAAUGCACAAGCAGACAGAAAUCGCGAAGAGAUUGAAUACAAUUUGUGCACAAGUCAUCCCAUUUUUGUCUCAGGAACAUCAGCAACAAGUGGCCCAAGCUGUAGAACGUGCCAAACAAGUGACCAUGGCUGAAUUGAAUGCCAUCAUCGGGGUACGUGGCCUUCCAGGUCUACCUCCUACACAGCAGCAGUUGCAGGCUCAGCAUCUCUCCCAUGGUCACGGACCGCCAGUGCCUCUAACGCCGCAUCCAUCAGGACUUCAGCCUCCGGGAAUCCCUCCACUUGGAAGCAGUGCUGGCCUUCUUGCCCUCUCCAGUGCUUUGGGUGGGCAGUCUCACUUGGCAAUAAAAGAUGACAAGAAGCACCACGAUGCAGACCACCACAGAGACAGAGAGCCAGGCACAAGUAAUUCUCUGUUGGUCCCUGACAGUCUACGAAGCACAGAUAAACGCAGGAAUGGCCCUGAAUAUGCCAAUGACAUCAAAAAGAGAAAGGUGGAUGAUAAGGAUUCCAGCCACUAUGACAGUGAUGGGGACAAGAGUGACGAUAACUUGGUUGUAGAUGUAUCCAAUGAGGAUCCUUCUUCCCCCCGGGCAAGUCCCACUCAUUCGCCGCGCGAAAACGGCAUUGAUAAAGCCCGCCUACUGAAGAAGGAUGCCUCCAGCAGCCCAGCAUCUACAGCCUCUUCAGGAAGUUCCACUUCCCUCAAAUCCAAGGAAAUGGGUCUGCAUGAAAAAGCCAGCACGCCUGUUUUGAAAUCCAGCACACCAACUCCUCGAGGUGAUGUGCCAACCCCAGGCACUAGUGCAACUCCAGGACUCCGUCCAGGCCUUGGCAAACCUCCAACAAUGGACCCUCUGGUUAACCAAGCUGCUGCAGGUUUGCGGACUCCGUUGGCAGUACCAGGACCAUACCCUGCUCCCUUUGGAAUGGUACCUCAUGCUGGCAUGAAUGGAGAGUUAACCAGUCCAGGGGCAGCCUAUGCCAGUCUGCACAAUAUGUCACCCCAGAUGAGUGCUGCGGCUGCUGCAGCUGCCGUGGUUGCCUAUGGAAGAUCUCCUAUGGUUGGGUUUGAUCCUCCUCCUCACAUGAGAGUACCAGGAAUUCCUCCAAAUCUAGCAGGGAUUCCUGGGGGAAAACCAGCCUACUCCUUUCAUGUUACUGCAGAUGGUCAGAUGCAGCCAGUUCCUUUCCCUCCUGAUGCCCUCAUCGGCCCAGGAAUCCCUCGCCAUGCCCGUCAGAUCAACACCCUGAACCACGGGGAAGUUGUGUGUGCAGUUACCAUCAGCAACCCCACGAGACAUGUGUACACGGGUGGCAAGGGCUGUGUCAAGGUCUGGGACAUCAGUCAGCCUGGCAACAAGAGCCCUGUCUCUCAACUGGACUGCCUGAACAGAGAUAACUACAUCCGCUCCUGUAAAUUGCUGCCCGAUGGAUGCACCCUCAUUGUUGGCGGGGAAGCCAGCACGUUAUCCAUAUGGGACCUGGCAGCUCCAACUCCUCGCAUCAAAGCAGAGCUGACAUCCUCAGCACCUGCCUGCUAUGCUCUGGCUAUCAGCCCUGACUCCAAGGUGUGCUUUUCCUGCUGCAGUGAUGGGAACAUUGCAGUGUGGGACCUGCAUAACCAGACAUUGGUCAGGCAAUUCCAGGGCCACACAGAUGGAGCCAGCUGUAUUGACAUUUCUAAUGAUGGUACCAAGCUCUGGACAGGAGGUUUGGAUAACACUGUCAGAUCCUGGGACUUGAGAGAAGGGAGACAGCUACAACAGCAUGACUUCACAUCACAGAUAUUUUCCCUUGGUUAUUGUCCUACUGGUGAAUGGCUGGCUGUGGGAAUGGAGAGCAGCAAUGUCGAAGUGCUACAUGUAAAUAAACCAGACAAGUAUCAACUGCACCUUCAUGAGAGCUGUGUAUUGUCACUCAAGUUUGCUUACUGUGGUAAAUGGUUUGUGAGUACUGGGAAAGAUAACCUUCUUAAUGCAUGGAGAACUCCUUAUGGAGCCAGUAUCUUCCAGUCCAAAGAAUCUUCAUCAGUGCUUAGCUGUGACAUCUCUGUGGAUGAUAAGUACAUUGUCACUGGCUCUGGAGACAAAAAGGCUACAGUCUAUGAAGUUAUCUACUGAAAAAUAUGAUGGGGAUAUUCUCUUAGAGGUUGAACUGGGCCAAAAUUGUUUGUAGAAGUAGAAAGGUUUUGAAUUUUUGAAAGGAAACAAAAGCAUUGAGGUUCCAGACCUUGCCAUGAAACUACUCCGAUUUUUCAAAAUAGAAGGCAACAUCCAGCAACCAAGUAUUGGCUACAUGGACCAGAUGGAGCAUAGAGGCAAGAUGGACAAAUGUAGCCUAGGUUUUUGACAUAAUUUUUAAAAGCCAAGUCUACUGAAGAAUGUUGGAGCCUUUUAUUUUUUUCUUUUUGUGACCUCAUGCAAAUUUUUCUCAUUGCCUGAAUAUGGGGGAUAAAUACCUUUCUGUUCCUUGCAGUUCAAAUUGCAUUCUGUCCUGGGUAGAGCAGCAGUGUCUCAGAUGAACUUGUUUCCUGGUUUUGCAUCUUGUGAUAUGUUUUUGUAUUUUUGUUGAAGGUCAAACAUUUGUAUAAAUUGUAAAUAUAUUUAGUUUACUACAGUAAAGGCUUUAGUACCAACAACCAGUCUUCCCCCUUGCCCCCUCCCUGCUUGCCCUGCUUAUUUAAAAUUAAAAACCUUUUGGGGAUAUAAGUACCUUUUUAGAAGCAAAAGCAAACACUAUGUAUAGUUUGAAAAUGGUGUCUUAUUCUUUAUAACUGUUCUUAGAUUCCUUUAUCAUACUUCAAAGUAGUUGAUUUGACAUACGAGGUUAUCAAGUCCAGUAGAUAUUGUCUUGUUCUACAGAAAACUUAAAGGCAGUUUUGUACUAAUUAUAGUGUAAAUAUAAAAAUUGAACAUUUCAUAAAACUGUGCAGUUUAAGUUUAUUCUGAUGUCCCAUGUAUAUGUUCUUUGGCAGAUACAGUAAUAUGUGCCUGAUCAUAACUCAUUUGGUCAUUUCUCUGGAAGAGGAGGUGACUUCCCUGUUCUUUUUUUCCCCCAGCUGAACAGAAUUCACAUAAGACUACAUUUCAACUAAGUACAUCAGAGCCUUUAUUUGUUAUAUGAGGAUGUCUGUGAUUAGAUAAGUUGCAUCCUUCAUGUUUUACGGAGAAGUGGUGGUAAUGACCAUUUCCUUUUUAAAGUCUUGUCUAUACUUAGAUACUCAGGUAAAUUUAACUAAAUUACCAAAAGUGUGAGUUUACAGGGGAUUGCUUAAAGAUGUUAAAUACUUGCAGGGUUGCAAGUGAAGAGAAUUAACCUAAACUAAGUAAAACUCGCUUCUUAAUUUCUUGUGAGAAUAUUGACAAAGGAAUAUUUUGAUUUUUAACUAAUCCACUCUACAAAUUAAUUAGAAUUAAUUUUCCUGAGUGUCCCAUGUUAUGCAGGCCUGUAGGCUCUAUGUAUUCAUGCUGAGCAAUCUUUGAAUCCUUUACAUUGUCACAUCAUUGUGUGACAUCUGUGAAGAGCCAUGAUAAGCAGCCAGUUACCAAAGCUAUGCAUCUUCAAGUUUUCUUGGUGUACUCAAGAGCAAUGGAUGAGGAGAGAAUGUGUUCACUUUAUUUAACUAUUAUAUUUUCAGUCUAAUGUGUUCUACCACUAUGUGCUAGACAACAAACGUUGCUGUUGCACUGGUGAGAGCAUACGUUUCCUACAUUCUGUAAUUUGGUUGCAAUUUCUGUUGCUAAUGGAGAAUACAGAUGAACAGAAGGAUAUCUUUAAACAAUUAAUUUAGAUUACACAAACUGGCAGGCAGAAGAAGAGCUGCUUUCUCAUUUUGCUUGCAUUUGACAAUGGCCUAUGUCCCUGCUCUUUCAAAGACACGUCGCUAGGAAGAAACAAGCUUGACUGACAGAUGCGUUGAUUGGAUGAGGAAUUUUUCGUCUGGGAGCAAAUUUUAUCUAAAUUUCUAGUCUGAAGAGACACAGGUUUUCCUUUUAAUUUACAUGACUAUUCUACUGAAACCAAAUUGUGGCAUCCAAAACUGUAAUCGCCUUAACAUAUUAAUAUUCCAUUCAGAAUGCAAAGUAUUUCCCAUUCAGGAUAAUCUGGUCUCCUAGACAUUUAAAAUUAGCAUUGUAUCAAUAUGUAUAUAUAUAUAUAUCUUUGUUGAUUGCACAGUUAAUUUGUAUCUGUAUGAAAAUGACAGACCAGUUUAGAUGUGGGUCAUGUUACUUUAGACAUAGUGGGGCAAAAAGCAGAAUCAUCAGGCUUUUCAAAGUAUUAACUGUAUUUGCUACACUGAAAUACUGAGAAGUGCUAUGCCAUUUUUAAAAGGGAAAGUUUUAAAACAAGAGUAUUUACAAGACUACUUGAUUUUUACAUUUUCAUCUUGAAAUUUCUCUGAACAUCUGGCUUUGGCAGUCAUCAUUUGCUUUAGCAAAUUUACUUUAGUUAGGAUCUUUUGGAUUUUUGUCAAACUGGUAUCACCUUGGCUUUUAUUUUAUAGGCCUCCUUUUGCUGUUCUCUGAAGUCAAUAUAAAAAAACCCCAGAAGUGUAAUUGGUCUGCUAUAUGUUGUGGCAUAGAUCACACUUAUCAAUCAGGAGGUUCAAAAUCAUAGUAUCAGGAAAAUUAUAAAAUACUUUGUUUCCUUGGCUUGGCUAGAAUGUACAGUGUGUCAGAGCAGUUAUGGAAUCAGAAAUUUAUGUGUACAAAUUUAAUCAUAUUUGUACCAUGUAUUUCUUGAUUGUAAUUAAGAAAUUAAUUCCUUUUUCCCCCCAUAUCUUUAAGCCUUGGGUCUGAAAAUUAGUAGAUACAUCUUAAAGCUUCUGGAUGCACCAUCCAUACUUGUGGAUGAGUAGUUCUCUCCAUUUGUUGUUUCAGAUUUCACUUACUGUUUAUAAAAUCGUGAGUCUUUUAAUUUGUCAGACAGUAAAUAUAUUCUACUUGCAGAUAUAAUUUUUAAUUACAAGAUAGAUUUGCUGAACUCCUAGCAUGUCUGUCUACACAAUCACCUGAAAAAUAUAAAACUUGUGAAGCUUAGAACUUUUGUAAGUUCUUGUAGCCCUGUGUAAAGUAGUGGGUGGAAAUAAUUGCUUAUUGAAUGAAGUAACAGACUAACCAAGAUCAGCAGGAAGUGAAAAGGCGCUGGGAAAACCAUGUGGGCAAGAGAUCCAGAUAUCCUUCUGUGCACCAGUAACUAUUGUAUUGGUAAUUCUUUUUUUUUUUUUUUUGGUGGGGGGGGUUCAACUUAAACACAGUCCUAAAAGAUUCCUUUGGUUAGCCCCUUUUGAGACAGUCUUUGUGUGCUGGGUGGCCUUCAGUAUUCAGGGAUGUCUCAAUGCCACUCUGGCAAAUGCCAGUUGUGGAUAGAAGCAGGGAGUCCUUACAAAAGACAUUUUGGAUGUCAGUGCAAACAAUAACUGAUGAAGAGGGGAUUUGUGGUAAUACCAAUUCAACUGAACAAAAUCCUUUGUCAGCUUUAAUAUGUAUAUUUUGUAUAUGUGCACUUGGUAUAACCCUUCAUAAAUCAAUUGUGCAGAAAGUCAUGAUUUCAUUCCGCACAAUGUAUUUGUCAGUGUGUCAGACUUUCUUUUUGAUUGUAAUUCCAAGCAAUGGUAGUUCCCCAUGUUAGCCCACAAGCCACUGAUACUUUGAGAGAGAAUUAUCAUCUACAUUAGUUCUUUCUAACUCAUUUGGCAUUUAAAGGCUUUUGUUCCUUUAAAGAAAAGAAAGAGCACUAAAUGAGCAUCAUUUUCACAGACUGCUAUAACAAGUGUUACUUUUUAAUAUAAACAUCAAUGUAUAAUCUGUCAUCUAGUCUCAUACAUACUUCUAUGUAUGAAUGAUUGACCCUAGAUUUGGCUCAAAUUUUUGCAAUGGUGAUACAACUAGAAUUUCUGUAGCUUCUAAGUUACUAAAGUAGCUUUAACUCAGUUGACAAACUGAUUUUUUGUUAUGAUGUUUAAUUCUUGAUAGGGUUUUUUGUUUGUUUGUAAUUUUGUGGAAUAACUGGCCCACUUAGGAGCCCAUGGGAUUAUGUAGUCUAGUUUAAAUAGUCUUUCAUAUUUUCUAUUAUAUCAGUGCAAUUUUGAGUUGAUGGGGAAAUUCCACCAUUCUGUUAAUUAAGAAAGGUGGAUUUUGAAAUUUUUGGGCUAAGGAGGAGUACAGACUUCUGAUUUCGCACUACUGAUAAAGUGUUUACCCUUAAAUAACUUCACUGGAUAAUCUGAACUGACUCCAGCUCUGCUGUCUCUUUGAAGGAUUUUGGUUUUUACUCCUACUACAAGCACACAGAAAGAAUUUGAGAAUGUAGGUCUAUGUAAGACUUCAGCCAAUUCAUUCUGUCCUGCCAGACAGACAUACUUCAUUACAUAAUGGGCAAGGUGAAGUAACUCAGAGUUAACCUGACAAACACCAGAAUGCAGGAGAAUUAUGCCAGGGAAAUUCAUGGGCAGAAUCACUUCAGUUAGAAAAGUCCUCCAAGAUGAUCUAGUCCAACCUUUGACUGCACAUUAUGUGUAAACUAAACAAAAGCAUUAUGUGCUGCAUCCAGUCAUUUCUUGAACACCUGUGGGAUGGAUGACUCUACCACCUCCCUGGGCAGCCUGCUCCAAUGCUUGACAAUAUUAACCUUGAGAAAAUUCUCAGGUCCGACCUGAACCUCCCCUGGCUCAGUUUGAAGCUGUGUCCUCUUGUCCUGUGGCUGAGAGGAGAGGCCAAGUGACACCCAGCUUGCUACAACCUCAUUUCAGGGAGUUGUAGAGUGAUGAAGUCUUCCCCUUUUCUCCAGUCUAAACAAUCCCAGCUCCCUCAGCCACUCCUUAAAAGACUUGUGCUCCGGACCCUUCACCAGCUUCUUUGCCCUCCUCUGAACAUACCUCAAUGUCCUUGUAAUGAGUGGCCUCACAGGAUUUGAGGUGCAGGGACAAUGCACCAGUGAAAGGGACAAGGAAAAUCCCAGCUCUAUUCCUGCUAGACACACUUGCUGACACAAAUGAGGACACCAUUAGUCACCUUGGACACCUAGUCACACUGCAGGACAAGGGAAAAUGAGAACAUAGAAGCACAUAUAUUUUAGGUGUAAUCUAACAUGCCAACUAUGCAAUUCACCUAGAAUGAGAUUUCAGUCAGAGAGUUCACUGAUGUCUGUUCCUCUGUAAAGUUGUUCAAAUGUUUCUGCAGUUAUUCAAGGACACCUGUCUUGUGUGUUUGAACUGGAAGUGGACAUUUCUUUGAAAUCCAUAAACAUGUAGUCAUCUCAUCCUAAGAGGAAAGGGAGUUAACUCACAGCCAGUUCUCAACAUUUACCAUUACCUUUUACUUCUGUAGCUCAAGAUCUGCUUCCAAGCACUUGAUAAUCCCAUUUUCAGCAACAUGCUCCCAAAUGUCCCACUGCAGUUUAAGUGCUUAGUGCUGUGUGGUAGAUUUUGCUAAGGAAACCAGACAUGUAAGAGCUGGGUGCUUGAAAAAUCUGUCCUAUGGGUCUUUCUUACUGACAUUUCUGACAAAUUUACCCAGGAUUUCUGUUCAGCUAUAUGGGAGAGCUCAAACACUCAUUGAAACAUUUUCUAAAUCAGCAAAAAAUGUGUUUUGAACACAUUCUAAGCACAUGGGUGGGCUUGGGUUUUUUUUCUUUGGUUUGUGGUUUUUCACUAUUUUCUGUUGAUUUAUUUAGUUUUUUCUUCUGACAUUACUUUAAAAACUAUGAAUUGAAUACAACAAGAAAACAUGAAGGGAAAUCAGAAGAAUGAAUAAUAGUCUUCAGAGGGCAGAAUGUGGUUGAAGACGCAAAGAACCUACUGCUUUUAUGAUACAUUAAUUCUUGAGAGAGAUGGAUUUCUAUUUCCUUGGGGCUAAAAGUGCUGCUCAGAAAACUGAAUACCAAAAGAUGUCUGUUGUGGGGACAAAUGUUAGUUACCAUUUUUAAAUCUGAGCAGUGUUUUUUGGGGGUUUGGGUUGUUUGCGGUUUUCCCCCUAUAUUUCUUAGAUCUGGGUCUCACAGUUCACUCUGAGAAGCUGAACAACAGUCCAUGGUCAUUCUGGCUCUAUGCUCUACUAUGCAUUAGUAAGAAUUUAUUUGCCUGCUAAUGAUAUAUAAUACACAGGAAAAUCUGAUUGAAUAUUUUAGUGGAUAGCUGCAUAAUUAUAUUGGGCAGUGUCUGCUGUGAUGAUUUCCCUUACUAAAGAAAGCACUCAGAUAUAAGAUAGCUGCAUUAUUCUAUACUCAUACUUUUAUUGUUUAUGGAAUUCCUGGUUUGGCGCAGUUGACUCUUCCUAGAAAAAGUUCUGUAAUGGCUUCUGAGGUAAAACAACAUUAGGAGAUUUUCCCUGUCCUAUAUUUUCACAUAUGAUUUUGCCCAUGUUUUGUAAGGUUAUAUUGAUUCAUAGAAGAGAUGCUGCAAGGACCUCAACAUUUCUAUUGUGUACAGCUUGGCAAGGAUUGCCUUUGCUGUGUUCAAAGCACAAAGGUAUCUCUCAAACCUUGUUUCAAAACCCUGUUUUCUGCCAAAAAUGAGUUUGAGGUGAAGAUAACACAUAGUCUGGAGACUAAGCAAUCAAACAUACUGUUAUCAUUAUCCCUUUUGUAUACUCUGUCAUUUACAUAGAAAAUGGAGAUGAUAGCCUGUAACUGCAAACAAUAAAUGCUGUUUUUCCUUUGA